GAUACAUGCAUGGACGCAUGCAUUUGCAGAUGCACAUGUGGGGCCACGGCCGCGAGUACCGCAAGGGCCCGGAGUCGCUCAAGGGCACGCAGACGCUGGCGAUGCUGAAGCUGCCGUGCUACUGCUGCGCGCCGGGGUGCAAGAACAACGUGUCCCACCCGCGGGCGCGGCCGCUCAAGGACUUCCGCACCCUGCAGACCCACUACAAGCGCAAGCACGGCGCCAAGCCCUUCUGCUGCCGCCGCUGCGCCAAGCCCUUCGCCGUCAAGGGCGACUGGCGCACGCACGAGAAGAACUGCGGCAAGCGUUGGUUCUGCGCGUGCGGCUCCGACUUCAAGCACAAGCGAUCCCUCAACGACCACGUCCGCUCCUUCGGCGCCGACCACCGCCCCGUCGACGACGACGCCGCCGCACCUGCACCCAAGGACCACCGCAUCAUACGCUUCCAUCAUCAUCAUGCUCGGUGAGAUCAUAUCUACGAGAGCUACGUACCCUAUCCCGGCCCGGCCGCCCCGUAAGAUAUGGUGAUCGACCUGCAUGCUGCGGCGCUGCAGGUUUGUUACGUACAUGCAUGCGAACCAUGCAACCGAUCGGCCGAUGCUACUAGGAUCAAGGUAACUGAGGACUAGUAUACGUAGAUACUUCCUUGGAUAUAUAUCAACACACAUGCACCAAGAAUGCUGAUAUAUGUAAGGAAAAGAUUUAAAGAGAAGUGAUAGAUCAACAAUAAGAUGGCUUGUGCCAAAUUAAGCUGUGAAGUAGUUGAAUUUUCUUCUGCAGGCCUUGUUACCCCCCGCUGUCCAUGUAACCUUGUAGUGAAGAAAAUUUAACAGCUUCACAGGCUAAUGAAAUGUAGUCCGGAGUUAAUCUACUGAUAUGCAGUUUUAUGAGACGUGCAUAUUUGAGGCAUGGUUAAUAUAAUAGUUAUGUGGCGUA
Molecule: messenger RNA, 936 nt
Organism: Setaria italica (foxtail millet)
Lineage: Eukaryota; Viridiplantae; Streptophyta; Magnoliopsida; Poales; Poaceae
Product: zinc finger protein WIP4-like
Exons: 1
Coding region: 6-467 (153 amino acids)
Biological process (GO): regulation of gene expression; anatomical structure development
Cellular component (GO): nucleus
Molecular function (GO): DNA-binding transcription factor activity
Source: RefSeq, a predicted model, not a curated record